UGGCAUUGAACAUUGCUAAGAGAAAAAUGGAGUGUGGGAAAAUAUGGGUUUUUGGGGUAUUGGUUUCUUCGGUUCUCAUGAGGGUUGCCGGAGGAGCUGAGGGGAAGGGUUUGACCCCGUGCAAUUUUCCGGCUGUCUAUAACUUUGGUGACUCGAAUUCCGAUACUGGCGCUUUCUCAGCAGCAUUUAGUCGUACACAACUGCCAGACGGUCAAACUUUCUUUCGGAAGUCGGCGGGAAGAAGUUGUGAUGGGCGUCUCAUUAUUGACUUCAUAGCUGAGGAGCUGGGAAUACCAUAUUUGAGUCCGUACCUCGACUCAGUGGGAUCAAAUUUCAGUCACGGUGCAAACUUUGCAUACGGAGGCGCGACAAUUCUGCGCCAGACUUGGCAAUCACCUGGCAUCCCGUUCCAUCUCGCCGUCCAAGCGACACAGUUCUCUCAAUUCAAGGCCCGAACUAUCGAUAUUUACAACCAAGGAAAGAACAUAAGCAGACUCCCGAGGCCUGAAGACUUCUCAAAGGCUCUUUACACCCUUGAUAUCGGCCAAAAUGAUGUUUACACAUCCGCAUGGUCCAGCAACCCUCUUUCCCUCAUUCCCGAUUUGAUUAAUAAUUUCACCCUAGCACUUCAGACUCUGUAUGAUCAAGGUGGGAGGGCAUUUUGGAUACACAAUGUGGGGCCAAAUGGGUGUUUGCCUGCAGCCCAAAACUACAUUUGGAACAGAACUCAGGAAACUUUCGAUAAGAAUGGUUGCAUCAAUAGUUGGAAUGAAAGGGUGGUGGAGUUCAACAGGCAGCUCAAGGACAGAGUGAUCAAACUCAGGGCACAGCUCCCAGAAGCUGCCAUUACCUAUGUUGAUGUUUAUACUGCCAAGUAUAACUUAAUCAGCAACGCCAAGAACCUAGGGUUCACAGAGCCACUUAAACAAUGCAAAAAUGGAACUACUCCAUGUGAAAAUCCAUCAAGCUAUAUAAGCUGGGAUGGGGUGCACUACACUGAGGCUGCAAAUCAUUUUGUUGCUAAAAACAUUCUCAAUGGCUCAUUAUCUGACCCUCCAGUGUCCAUAGCACAUGCUUGCCACAGAAAUGUAUCCAUGUAAUUAAAUUGUAAUCCCUCGUCCGGUACCUAUAUAUCUUCUUGAAAUAAUAAUGAUGUGGGGAAAAUAAUUUUAACUUCGUGAGAAAGUUGUAUCAGCUAGCCCUUGAAAGGGUCAUCAGUAAAUUAAGCAGGAAGGAUGGAACGAAGAUUCAUCAGUUUGG
Rhododendron vialii is the source of this 1260-nucleotide messenger RNA. RefSeq names its product GDSL esterase/lipase At5g14450-like. NCBI's taxonomy places the organism in Eukaryota, Viridiplantae, Streptophyta, Magnoliopsida, Ericales, Ericaceae. The transcript has 5 exons. The record is from RefSeq and is a predicted model, not a curated record. Gene Ontology annotation, molecular function: hydrolase activity, acting on ester bonds. Bases 27 to 1100 code for a protein of 357 amino acids.